CAUCACCACUUCAGGAGCAGCAGCAGCGAGGUCCAGUCUCAGCUCAGCUCACUCUCGCCGCUGCUUGCUCCCCUCCCCCAACCCUCGCCAGCGGCGGCGAGCUCCCCUCCGGCGACGAGGCUCGAGGAGUCUACGGUCAAGCCCCGUCCGUCUCAAUCCUGCGCGCUCCGGUGCGGCCGCCCGUCGUCCCCGCUCGCGCCGGCCGCGUGAUCUGGUUGUUCUGAAAUGGCCGGCGGCAUUACCUGUGGAUCCUUGCUGCAGAAAUUACAGCUUGUGUGGGAUGAAGUUGGUGAGAGCGACGAGGACCGCGACAAGGUCCUGUAUCAGCUGGACCAGGAGUGCCUGGAUGUCUACAAGAGGAAAGUUGAUCAGGCCACCAACUCUAGGGAUCUCCUUAUCCAGGCGCUCGAUGACUCGAAGAUCGAGCUUGCCAGGCUUCUUUCUGCUCUUGGGGAAAAAGCUGUAGCGAGAACCCCUGAGAAGACAUCAGGGACAAUCAAGCAACAGCUAGCUGCUAUCGCUCCAACACUUGAGCAGUUGAAUAAGAAGAAGAAUGAGAGGAAGAGGGAAUUUGUCAGCGUACAGUCACAAAUUGAUCAAAUAUGUGGUGAGAUUGCUGGCACCACAGAGGUCGGUGAGCAGGUGGCUACACCACAGGUCAACGAGGAUGAUUUGACACUUGAGAGGCUUGAAGAUUUUCGGUCCCAACUCCAGGAGCUUGAGAAAGAGAAGAGCAAUAGGUUGGAGAAAGUUCUUGAGUAUGUAAGCAUGGUGCAUGAUCUAUGUACUGUCUUGGGGAUGGAUUUUCUCAGUACCGUGACUGAAGUUCAUCCCAGUCUAGAUGACUCUAUUGCUGAUAACUGCAAGAGCAUCAGCGAUGAUACAUUAUCAAAACUUGACAAGACAGUAGCCACACUUCAUGAAGAUAAAAAAUUGAGGCUAAGCAAGCUUCAAGAGCUUGCCGGUCAACUGUAUGAUCUUUGGGAUCUCAUGGAUGCUCCCACACAAGAAAGGAGCAUGUUUGAUCAUGUUACAUGCAACAGAUCAGCAUCUGUAGAUGAAGUCACUGCUCCUGGGGCACUUGCCCUUGAUUUAAUUGAACAGGUCAGAUUACGUUUGAAAUUCUCUGGUAGGAUUAUUCCCUGGUAUGAAUUGUUUGUUCAGCUCUAUUUGGCCUUUUUUCCUGUUCAGGCUGAGACAGAGGUUCAAAGGCUGGACCAGCUAAAAUACAGCAAGAUGAAAGAAAUUGCUUUCAAGAAGCAAACUGAGUUGGAAGACAUCUAUGCCGGUGCUCACACAGUAAUAGACACCGCAGCUGCCCAUAUGAAAUUGUUGGCACUGAUUGAGGCAGGGAACAUAGAACCAACAGAACUAAUUGCAGAUAUGGAAGGUCAGAUAGGAAAAGCAAAGGAAGAAGCAUUGAGCAGAAAAGAUAUAUUAGAUAAAGUUGAAAAAUGGAUGUCUGCAUGUGAAGAAGAAAGCUGGCUUGAAGAUUAUAACAGGGAUGACAACAGAUAUAACUCCAGCCGAGGUGCCCAUCUGAAUCUCAAACGUGCAGAAAAAGCUCGUAUUCUUGUCAGCAAGAUUCCAGCGCUUGUCGAAACUUUGGUGGCCAAGACUAGGGCAUGGGAAGAGAGCCGUGGUCUAUCCUUUAUGUAUGAUGGUGUACCGCUUCUAGCUAUGUUGGAUGAGUAUGUUAUGCUGAGGGAGGAAAGAGAAGAAGACAAGAAAAGAAUGAAGGAACAAAAGCGCUAUGUCGAGCAGAAACUGAACACUGACCAUGAAGGGCCAUUUGGAUCGCGAGUCAGCCCUAACAGACCGGCUACCGCGAAGAAGUUACCCGGCCCAAAAUCCAACGGCACGUCCAUGAACGGCACUCCUCCGAGCAGAAGACUGUCAAUCAGCGGUCAGCAGAAUGGAAGGUUUGGGGGGAAGGACAGCAAGAGAGACAGCGCGACGAAGGCGGUGUCGUCCCCAGGGAACGGAGCUGCUGCCAAGGAAGACGCGUCCUCCCACAUCUCCGGCACCGACCUGGCUCCGACCACGCCGUGAUCUUUGACCUAAUAUGGUGUACUAUUAGAAGAUAAGAAAGGAUAUUUGCUGAUGGUUUGUUUUUCCAUUGUUUUGUGCUAAUAUAAUGUGCUGUGUUUGUAGCGAGGAGAGGGAGUAUAAGUGACGUCCAUCGACCCCUCUGUAGUUCGGCUACCUGGCCAGGGUUUGUUUGCUCCUGGUGUAAAGUGGUGUUCCACUUUUGAUUAGUUUCAGCGAGGCGUACACUAUUUUCUGCUACCUGUGAUCGGACGUAGUAUAGACUUUGCUGGUCUGUGUUAUUAGUCGUUGAAAUAACCUUUUUGUGUGCCC
Molecule: messenger RNA, 2361 nt
Organism: Hordeum vulgare subsp. vulgare (domesticated barley)
Lineage: Eukaryota; Viridiplantae; Streptophyta; Magnoliopsida; Poales; Poaceae
Product: 65-kDa microtubule-associated protein 1-like
Exons: 9
Coding region: 226-2052 (608 amino acids)
Biological process (GO): microtubule cytoskeleton organization; cytokinesis by cell plate formation
Cellular component (GO): cytoplasm; spindle
Molecular function (GO): microtubule binding
Source: RefSeq, a predicted model, not a curated record